Morus notabilis is the source of this 1248-nucleotide messenger RNA. RefSeq lists its product as uncharacterized. Lineage: Eukaryota; Viridiplantae; Streptophyta; Magnoliopsida; Rosales; Moraceae. Gene Ontology annotation, molecular function: N-acetyltransferase activity. The coding region runs from base 127 to 1011 and encodes 294 amino acids. Gene Ontology annotation, cellular component: chloroplast. The record is from RefSeq and is a predicted model, not a curated record. Gene Ontology annotation, biological process: N-terminal protein amino acid acetylation. The transcript is spliced from 3 exons.
AAAAAAAAAAUUGAAAAAACAAAGAAAAGAAAAAAAGAAGAAUGCUGUUGGAUUCUCAUUCUCUCGAGAAGUCAGAGAGAGAGAGCAGAGGAGAGGAGAGAGAAAAUCCUCCAAGAAAUCGGGACGAUGGCGAUGGGAAUAUUGGCUUCCCCAACCGCCAUUAACUGCUCCGCCAAGACCUCCUUUCCCUCUUCUCUCAAUCUCAAGAAACCAAUCCCUUUUGCUUCUUCAUCUAGGGUUCCUCACUCCUCUGAUGACUUCUCUCUUCUUUCUCUCUCUAAAUCAGGAAUUUGCGGAGCUAGUCAAGUGGUUGACUUGUUUCCAACCGUGUCUCCCGAGAUUGUUGUCCGGGAGGCCAGGUUAGAGGACUGCUGGGAAGUGGCUGAGACGCAUUGUCGCUCCUUCUUCCCCGAAUAUUCUUUCCCUUUAGAUUUCAUGCUGAGGAUCGACAGGCUCAUGGGGAUGCUAGCCGGAUUUUCUCUACCUAAUGGUUGCAGGAGAACUUGCUUGGUUGCGGUGAUUGGUAGCUCGAUGGAUGAAACUUUCCUCCUUGGAACAGAAGAUUUGAGGAUCGGUGGUUUUAACGUUAAAAUCAGUCUCAAUAGGGGGUAUGUGGCUGGAAUUUUGACAGUUGAUACCGUGGCGGAUUUUCUCCCAAGAAAAGGACCCCUCAGGCAAAGAAGGACCGGAAUUGCAUACAUUUCAAAUGUUGCUGUUCGGGAAAAAUUUCGACGGAAAGGAAUAGCUAAAAGGCUCGUAGCAAAGGCAGAAGCUCAAGCCCGGAGCUGGGGCUGCCGUGCCAUUGCUUUGCACUGCGAUCUGAAGAAUCCUGCAGCCACAAAGCUGUAUAAGGGUCGGGGCUUCAAAUGUAUCAAGGUGCCAGAAGGAGCAAAUUGGCCCCAACCAAGAACUUCUCCGGAUGUUAAGUUCAAUUUCAUGAUGAAACUUCUUAAAACUCCUACCACUGCUAAAAACUUGGAUCUUCAGGAGCAUGUUCAUAUGAAAAACUAGGGAAAAAAACUCAAAAAAGAAAAAAGAAGAAAAAAAAGAGAGAGGGGGGGGGUAUUUAAGAUUAGCAUAUGUAUAUAUGUAUGCAAAAAGGGGCUUGCCACAAGUCUAGUGGCCAGUCUUCAUAACAACUUGGUCGUUUCUUUAAUAGACACCAAUUUUAUAAUUGCGCUAAGCUAAAUUUAGCUAGUGGGGCUGGACAUCCUUGCUUGUAAGGUUGUUUGCCAUGAUUAUUUAGUC